UCCCCAUCCGCAAUUGCCAUCGUUCAUAUCCGGGGUCCGCUCAUCAUGUUGCGCGCCUCUAUUUUGAGGGCCCGGCCAGCGCUGCGGUCAAUUGCGCCUGCCGCUCGUCCGCAAUGGCGCGUUGCUCAACGCUUCUACGCCGAUGAGAAAAAACCUGGCGAGACCGCCAUCCCUAACCCUGCGCCAACAGUCCCUCCAUCAAACCCAACUGUAUCUGAUGGCAUCUCCAAGUCGUCUACUGUCCAGACAACCUCUUCCUCCCGUACCGCUCCGGUCGAGCAACCCGCGACUACUCCCCCGACUGGUCCUGGAUCUGCCAGCGUAGCCCCCGACCCAGUUCAGGCCCCGAAGCCGAAGAAGAAGCGACGUAUCCGCCGAUUCUUAUUCCAAUUGAUUCUUCUGUCGACCCUUGGUUAUGCCGGAGGAGUCUACUAUUCACUGGUGUCUGAUAACUUCCACGACUUCUUCACCGAAUUUGUUCCUUUUGGCGAGGAUGCGGUUGGCUAUUUCGAGGAGCGUGAAUUUAGGAAACGCUUCCCUGGGCGGGCUGGACAGCCUCGACUACAUCCCCAGGUGUCAGGCGAAAACAAAGUUACAAUUCCUGGCAAGUCCGGACUCUCGUCGAGACCAGCGGAGGCAAGCGGUAGCGAUCUCGCUGGUAAGGGUCCCCACGUUAGCGCAGUCAAGGAAAGCAAACCAGUAGACCCACAAACGAGCGCUGCUGGUUCUGCUUCUAAGGGUGCUCAAGAGAGCAAGAAGGAGGCGGGACAUAAGGAGAAACCUACCGAAUCAUCCUCGCAUGAUUUGCUCCCCAAGGGUUCCUCAAAGGCAAAGGCCGAGUCUAAGGCUGCGACUACCCCUACCGCUACGGCUUCGACCCCUAUCACCCAGCUUGAUCAUCUUAGCGUUCCCUCUGCCAGCGAGCCCGUUGUUCAAGACGUCGUUAAGAUUGUAAACGACAUCAUUACCGCCAUCAAUGCUGACGAAUCCCACGGAAACAAGUACGAUUCCGCUCUAAACAAGGCCAAGUCUGAGCUGUCCAAGGUGGUCGCAGACAUCAAUUUGCUCAAGGAAAGUACUCAAAAGUCAGCGGAGGAACAGAUCAAGGCUGCGCAUAGCGAAUUCGACUCAGCGGCGAAGGAACUCGUGCGCCGUUUGGAUGUGCAAAUGCACGACCAGGAGACCCAUUGGAAGGAGGAGUACGAGAACGAACGUGAGCGCCUAUCAGCAACUUACAAGGAGAAGCUUCAAUCCGAGCUCGACGCUGCCCAUAAUGUUUACGAGCAACGCUUGAAGAAUGAACUUAUUGAGCAGAGCAUCGCCCUCCAGAAGGCCUUCUCCGCCUCUGUUCGAAAACAAGUCGAGCAAGAGCGUGAAGGCCGUCUCGGCAGGUUAAACGAGCUUUCCUCUUCCGUUGCUGAGCUGGAGAAGCUCACUGCUGAGUGGAAUUCGGUCAUUGAGGCUAACCUCAAGACGCAACACAUGGUCGUUGCGGUUGAGUCAGUCAAGGCCGCUCUCGAGAAUCAAGUUGUCCCUAAGCCUUUCACUGGUGAGCUUGCUGCCUUGAAGGAGAUUGCUGCCGACGAUCCGGUUGUGAGCGCUGCUAUCGCCAGCAUCAACCCCGCCGCAUACCAGCGUGGUAUUCCCAAUUCUGCACAGCUCAUCGACCGUUUCCGACGUGUCGCUCACGAGGUUCGCAAGGCCGCUCUUCUACCGGAAGAUGCAGGCGUCGCAUCCCACAUUGCUUCCCUCGCCAUGUCCAAGGUUCUCUUCAAGAAGUCAGGCCUUGCCGUGGGCCAAGACGUUGAAGCCAUCCUUGCCCGAACUGAAGUUUUGCUCGAGGAGGGCGACCUGGAUGCCGCUGCCCGAGAGAUCAAUGGUCUCCAGGGUUGGGCUAAGGUUCUAAGUAAAGACUGGUUAAGUGAUGCAAGGAGAGUGCUCGAGGUCCGACAAGCUUUGGACGUCAUUGGCACAGAGGCUCGGUUACAGAGUUUAUUGGUUGAUUAGAUUCUAGGACUAGACUCGGUGCAUUCUCACAAGACUUUCGAACAGGCUUUUCUUUUGUGCCAUAUGUAGCUGUACGUGUAGCUUAUAAAAUGAGUUUUCUUUUCAACAGUCA
Molecule: messenger RNA, 2119 nt
Organism: Aaosphaeria arxii CBS 175.79
Lineage: Eukaryota; Fungi; Ascomycota; Dothideomycetes; Pleosporales
Exons: 1
Coding region: 46-2007 (653 amino acids)
Biological process (GO): cristae formation
Cellular component (GO): MICOS complex
Source: RefSeq, a predicted model, not a curated record